Messenger RNA from Numida meleagris (helmeted guineafowl), 7527 nucleotides. It is a transcript of the gene IFFO2, whose product is annotated as intermediate filament family orphan 2. Bases 16 to 1686 code for a protein of 556 amino acids. The record is from RefSeq and is a predicted model, not a curated record. The transcript has 9 exons. NCBI's taxonomy places the organism in Eukaryota, Metazoa, Chordata, Aves, Galliformes, Numididae.
AGCGGCGUUGCGGAGAUGGGGCGUGGCCAGCGCGGGGCGGCUGAGGAGAAAGGGGCGUGGCCUGGCGCGGUGGGCGGGGCUUGGUGCCGGUGCGGCGGUUGCGGCAGCCGCAGGAGCGCGCGGCGGCGGCGCCCCGUCUUCCCGCCCUCUCCCCUCAUAACGGCCGGUCGCCUCCCCCGCGGCGGCCGUUCCUCGCCGCUCCCCUCCGCCAUGAACUCGCUGCUGUUCGGCGAGAUGGCCCGCGCCUUCUCCCCCGGCGUGACGGCGGCUGGAAGCGCCUCUCCCGGAGCGGCUGGCGGAGCGGCGGGCGGCCCUCCGGUGACGGCGGCCCUGCGGAACGACCUGGGCUCCAACAUCCACCUGCUGAAAGGCCUCAACGUGCGUUUCCGCUGCUUCCUGGCCAAAGUGCACGAGCUGGAGCGGAGGAACCGGCUGCUGGAGAAGCAGCUGGCGGCCCAGCAGUGCGAGCGCGACCGCCGCCUCCGUUACAAGACCUUCAGCCGGGACCAGGCCGUGCAAACCGACGGCGGCCUCCCGCUGCCCGGCGCUGCCCUGUCUGCGGGCCCCGGGCCCGGCCUGGCCCCGUCGCAUUACAGCCGCCUGCCCGGCACCAUCUGGAGCUACACCCAAGUGAGACGUACGGGAGGAGGCGGUUUGGAAACGGUGCAAGGGCCCGGAGUGUCUUGGAUCCACCCGGAUGGCGUCGGGGUGCAGAUCGAUACCAUCACCCCCGAGAUCCGGGCGCUCUACAACGUGUUGGCCAAAGUCAAGAGGGAGCGCGACGAGUACAAGAGAAAAUGGGAAGAGGAACUGACAAGAAGAAUGAGCCUGGAGUCUAUGGUAGAAACCUUGCGAGAGGAGGCGCAGGAAGCGGAAGCUCUCCAGGAGGAGUUAAAUGAAAAGAUUGAGAGAUUGAAAGCAGAACUUGUGGUGUUUAAGGGUCUGAUGAGUGAUCCCAUGACAGACCUGGACACAAAGAUUCAAGAAAAGGCCAUGAAGGUGGACAUGGACAUCUGUCGACGAAUCGAUAUCACAGCCAAGCUGUGUGAUGUAGCGCAGCAGCGCAACUCUGAAGACGUUUCCAAGAUAUUCCAGGUGGCUUCCAAGAAGAAAGAACGAAAACUCGCCUCCGAUGACGACCUCUCAGAACAGGACGCAGACAAUGGCAGGUUCUCUGACGACGAGGUCAGCUGUUCUUUGAACAUCACAGAUGAAAUGAAGCGUAUGUUCAAUCAGCUUCGUGAGACAUUUGAUUUCGAUGACGACUGUGAUAGCUUAACGUGGGAAGAGAACGAGGAAACGUUGCUUCUUUGGGAAGACUUCACAAACUGCAAUCCUUCAAUUGACCUCCAAGGAGAGGAAGAAAACCUGGGAAACUUGAUCCACGAAACAGAGUCUUUCUUUAAAACAAGAGACAAGGAAUACCAGGAAACAAUAGGGCAGAUAGAGCUGGAACUGGCCACGGCCAAGAGUGACAUGAACCGCCACCUUCACGAGUACAUGGAGAUGUGCAGUAUGAAAAGGGGCCUGGAUGUACAAAUGGAAACCUGCCGUAGGCUUAUCAAAGGUUCAGCUGACAGAAAUUCUCCAUCUCCCAGCUCUGUAGCCAGCAGCGACUCAGGAAACACAGAUGAAAUUCAGGACGAGUUGGACAGAGACGCGGAUGUGGAGCCCAUGGUCAGCUGAUACGUGGCUGGAGCAUUCCAGUGAAAGGGAAGAUACAAGGAAAGAUUGGAAAACAACACACUGAUGGGGGGUGAAAAAAGAAAUAAAAAUAAUAAGACUUGCAAGCCCCUGCACAGGGCUUCUAAGGACUCAUUCCUACACGCAUCCCCACCCCACCCAAGGAUUGGUGCUGUAAAUUUCUAUUGUUAUACAAUUCACAAAUGCAGAGUCCUGUAAGAAAACAUGGUGUUUUAAUUGUGCCUUUGCCCCAAGCUGAGCCACUUUGAGCUCCAGUGGAAUAUUACUAGCAGGUGUUUUUAUAUUUAAAAAAAAAAAAAAAAAAGAGUAAAUUAUAUAUGUAUCUAUUGAAAAAAAAAAAAAAUCUGGUCGCAGCAGAGAAUGGUGCUGCAAAAGCUCUGGAUAUUUCAAUAAGCUUCUGGUUUUAUUGAACUGCUGCACUGAUUGGCAAAAGGAACACUGGCAAACUGAGUAGCAAACCCGAGACAAUUGUGGCGUAAUUACCAAUGCCUGGCACACAAAAAAAAAAAAGAAUGCCUCCAAAUUGAUCUGUCCACGUUUAAAAAUAAUACCGGGUUUCGAGAGCGAAAGGAAUGUCUUCAUUCCCUUUUUUUUUUCUGGGUGAAGGAGCCUUUGAGAUUUGGACAAGCUCUCUGCCAAACUCCAGACUCGGAAGCAGCAGGUCUCAGCUCGGUGGCAAAGCAAUGGGCGAGGGAGGGCUUGGUGGGGUGGGACUGUCACUGAUAAACUACUAUGCAAAAAAAAAAACAAAAAACAAAAAAAGCGCGCCUUAUUUAUACCGAAUGUUUGGUCCCUGCUGGGCUACAGUUAUCUCUUGGGGAAAGGAAAGCUCAAAACACUUUGCACAUGUUAGUUAUCUGUAGAGCUUCUUUUGAGGAGGAGAGUCUUGUUUCGGAUGCGUUUGUUUCCAGUGAUUGGAUUAAGGGGGGAGUGAGACCUCCAGUUCCAGAGUUGUUUUGCAGUUUCCUUUUUUUUUUUCAGGAUAUUUUUUAAACCAUAGCGUUUGCAGCUUUUACUUUGCUGACAGGGACGUAACUCCACUUUAUGCUGCUUUUCUGAUGUGGGAGAGUUGAAGCAUCAGGAUGAACUGACACGCCGUGCUAUGGAUGCGGGCUUGAGAUGUUGCUGGGAGAGCUCCAGACCACUGUUCUUCAGCAAAGCUGAACGACAUACAACACUGUAAUCCUUUUUAGGGCGUAGUAAAGUCAAUCCCAAACUGCUGCUGCCCUAGAGUUAGGGAAAAACAGCCAUGUGCUUUCUCUGUGAGAAGGCCUGGGCUUUGGCAAUCUGUAUUUUUAAGCAGGAGAAGGCAGUGUCAGAAGCCUGGACCUCUGGCAUCAUCAAGCUGUUCAUGGUUAUUAGCGGGAGUCGUAGCACUUCAGCCAGGUAAAAACAGGGUAUAAACCUAAGCCAAUAACUUUUUUGUUUGUAUUUUAGAGCAAGAUUGCAAGUGUAGUUAAUACUGCCUGAAGGUAGCUCUGUAGUUAACUAGCAGUUGCAAGAUGCAAGGAUUAGAUACCAAAUGUAUUUUGUACCUGCCAGAAAACUUAGCAGCUGUUACAUCUGAGCAGUGCUAGGGCUGGGCAGGGAAAUUCCAGAUUUAAGCACCCUCUCAGUGUUAUGUAAAGAUAGGGUGGCCAUCUUUUAGCUUCCUGAGUAUUGUUUCCAAGCCUCUCUUCUUUAUUGAUCUGAAAUCAGCAGGGCCGCAUCGUAAGCAUACAGCCAGUAGAGAUCAAUUUUGCUUUCUUGCAAAAAGAGCACGAGUGCUUCAGCGAGUGGGCUGAAAAUACCUCUCCAUCUUGUGCAGCUGUGCAGAGGGGGGCAGGGCCUCAGGGGGAUUCUCCUGGUUGCUCAGAGCGAGGAGAACUACUGGGGUGAUCCAUCUGGAUUCACAGUGUGAGCCUCCAUGGCCUCCGUCCAAGAGAAGAGAUCCAGGGCUGUGGUUCCCUCACUGGUUAAAAUACUCAGCGCUGUUAUUCGUAGAGUUAGCAACUUCUUGGUUCUCGUGGUGUGUGUUAAUGGGCUUCUUCAUCACGUCGAUGAAGAAGAAACCUUAUUCCAAAGCUCUCAUUCCUAUUGUUUCUUUGGUGGCCAAAGUGGUAAGUGUCAUGUUCACUAGGGCUGUGAGCGUGGGGCGGGUGGGAGGGGGGCAAGAGAUACCAGAUGGGAUAUUUUUGUGACUGCAUGUGUUCCAUAAAGUACUGUUAGGGUUUUUGAGCCUGUAUGAACUUCAGCUGCUAAAUAUGUCGUUUCUCACGAGGCUGAGAAACCGUCUGCCAAAGCUGAAUGUCUGUAAUGCUUUAGUGACUUUGGUGGAGGCAUUAAGCAAUCUCCUUGCACAGUGAGUCAGCCUCGUCGGAGGCUGUCGUGUGGCUGUCCUCACAUUAUGAGAUGUUUUUGGUACUGGAGAAACUGAGCAAUUUCGAUGACCGUCCGGCUUAGCUGCUGUUGUUUUUGGUGUUUUUUUUUUUUAAUUAUAAUUUUUUAAAACUCAGUGACGUAGUAAGAAAAAGGCUGAGUGUUCUUGAAACUAGUAGCUGGCAUGUUGAGGUGGGAAAGAAUGUCCUCAGUUUGACAGUGGGAGCCAAGUGAGGAAGCAGAAACUGAGCUGUGGAAACAAGCUAGCUGUAACCUACAGCUUAUCUCGUAGCCAUAAUUCUGAGGAGCAUCUGUCGCAGGGUUGCAUUUUUUUGGUAAGUGUAAGGGAUGUGGGUCUGUAGUAGACAGUAUAGAAAUAACGUGUAUGGUGGUGAUGUGCGUGAUGGUAAGUGACCAUGCUCGUUGGUGUCUUUCUUAUAACCAUAUGUAAUCCAUUUUUUUUUUAUUUUUGUUUUAAAAAAAGGUGUUUUCAUACUUGGGAUUGGGGUUUUAUUGUCAUGUAGGUCUCGGUGGGUCAACCUUUUGGACAUGACCAAGGUUGGUCCCUGAUAGUUUCCCUAGGAGGUCUGUGGUUGGUUUAGCGUCGAGCGAUGCUGCUGAUUUUGCUGACAGUGGCCCUGUUCUGUUUGUGUUUAACCACUCUGUAGCAACCAGAUCAAAAGCUUGCCAGAAAAAAAUAUUGUGAAAAUGCUGGAAAAUGAUCUUGAUGACCUCUUUUUUUUUUUUUUUUCUUUUUUCUUUUUUCCUUUGUAAAGCUGUAAAUACUUUAUUUUUGUUUACUACUCAUAAUGCGGUGUCAUAUUGACACUUUUUUAGACUGAUAAUCAGAAAAUCCUCCUCAUUGUUUCUCAUUUUUUAAAUAGGGGGUUUCAAGGAAGCAAAUUUUUUUGCUUGUUAGCAGUGUAAUAAUGGAACAAAUUCCUACAAUGGGUUUGUACAAAAAAAAUGUUUUCAGUAAACAAUGGCCGUUGCUUUUGUGGAUGCAUGUCGUUCCAAAAUGUCCAAAGAAUAAUGUGGUACAAACACUUUUUCAAAGAUGUAGUGAUUAUCGUAUUAGUUCAGACAACGUAAGAACAAAUGUAUUGAAAAAAAAAAAAAAGUAUGGGGGGGGAGGGGGUGUAAUGAAAUUCAGCUAAGCUAAAUGUGUAAUCUAUUUAUAUAAAAAAAAAAAAAACCAACAACACAGUAUAUAUUCUAUUUUUAUUAGAGGUUUUUAAAGUGCAAACAGAAUUCUGUUGGCAAAUGCAACUGUUCCCCCGUGAAGCAUCUUCUGCUCGGAUGGGACGCCGAAAUCUCCGACCGUUCCAAGUUGACGCCGUGGGGCAAUGUGGUGGCACGGCUGCGACGCGCUCCCCAUCGCUUCCUCAGAGGUAGGGGAAGGCGAGCAGGCCGACAGCCUCGACCUGCAGAAUUACUGCUGCUCUCAGCUCGUUAGUGCUGCCCCAACCUUGGCUUCGUGUCCUACCCGCUCGGAAGACGCGUUGCGUUGGUCUACGCCAGUGUAAAUUGGAAUUAAUGAAACAGAGUAGAUGUAAAUAGUGCCUGGCUCUAGAUCUGAAGCUCUUUCUCCCCGAGACGAGGUGUUUUUCCAUCACCAUUCCUGCCAGCAAAAAUACAAGUUGAGGUCACGGUCCAAGAGUGGCGACGGUGGGUGUGCGCGCAGCCUUACGCGGAGCAGCUCUUUGCUCGUGUUUCCUUUGGCUCUGGAAAAAGCUGGGAGGAUGUUUGUGCUGGAACUGCAAGACGGGGACGUCUCCAGCUGUGCUCCAGCGAGUGCUUUACUUGAGAGGUGAAUGUUGAAAGCAAUUCUAACGCUGCGGUCAACGCGAAAUCACAGCUUGACUCUGGUUGGCCAAAGGGGUUGACCAGACUUUUCCAUGCCGUGCUUCCAUGGUGUAACAACGCCCCAGUGAGGAUUUCCCACAUUUUGCUUCAGGAUUUCUGGGUUUCGGUUCUUUUUUGCACUGCUCCAGGACUUGGGUUGCGGGGGAGCACGCAGGUUUUAGCGAUGUGCGUCACCCACAUGCUCGAUUUUAAGCUUUUAUUACAACGUAACUUGACCCGUUUGAGUUUUAAACAAGAGUUUGCCACGCUGUAUCCUGGUGUUCACGAUGCUGGUGGUAGAGGUGAACUAGACACACUACCUGCCAAAUGCUUCAUGCCCUCCCUUCCCCACCCGUUACUGGAGAGGGGAACGCUGGAGGCUUGACCCCAAGUCUUUGGCAGAGUAGUGAAGAAACACUUGAUUAUUUCUUGUUGUCUGUUUUUGUGUAUAGUUCUGUGUCUUAAGACCCUUCCGCGUUCGUGGGAGCCGUUCCGAGCUUCUCUUUUGCAGAAGCAGCGAAUUGUGUUGGCAGAGAUGGGUACUUGAUGCUUCUGGAAAUCACGACUCCCUCCUAUCUCUGAUUCCAUAGAACCACAGAGUGGUUGGGUUGGAAGGGACCUCAAGGAUCACCCAGUUCCGAGCCCUUGUUUGGGGCUCUCCAGAGGAAAUAAUGCAUAAAAAACCCACCACGCUGGGGUUCUUGGAGGGCUUUGCAGCUGACAGCAUCAUUUCCAUGGUAGAACUCCCCAUCCCAUUGGGCCGCAAACCCAACGGCGUGGGGUUCGCUGCCUGAAAUGACGCUCCCUACAUCGUUCUCAUUGGAAAUCCAAUCAAUUCUUGUGUUAUUGAGAAAGGACUGAAGAUGAUUGAAAAGCUCCAUCACCGGACACCCCUCCUUUCACCACAAGAAACGCAAUUUAGUCCUUGCUCAAGUGUACGUGGCUUCAGCUCUGCCAAAACCCAUUAUUUAUUAUUUAAGGGGUCGGAGUGGAGGAGGGGGUCGGCGAAUCGUUUCCCAUGCUGCGUCACUUCUCGUCAGUCCCUCUUUAGGUCCUGUAAGAAUUUUUUUUUUUAUACACAUUAAAACAGACUACUGAUGGGUGUGGAACCUGUUUACCGUACGGUUGUAAAUAAUUGUGCUUUGUAUUCUGUAUAUCAGCUUCUUUUAAAGGAAAAAAAUAAUAAUAAUAAUAAUAACUGAACUGGCGACGCCAGCCGGGCUCUAAGGGGAGGAUGGAGCAGCACCGGGUCCUGAGCUGAGCUGGGGGUGGAUUUGGUCCCUGUCCGUGGUGUCUGACGCGUGCACUCGUUGACGGUGGAUUUUGGACCAUCAAAGGCUCCAUUGACCUGAAUCCAUUUUAGAAGGAGCAGCCAAGAGCCAGAAGGACUCCAAGCUCCUCCGAAUUCCGCUGGAUUCUUGCCAUUUUUCCUCAUUAGUGCCAAAACCCACCGCUCCAGCUCUGCUCGCUGCUCCCUCCAUCAUGCGGCCGUCCGUCCGUCUGUCCGUCCGUCCCGGCUCUGCGCUGCGGGAAGGGGCUGUGCUGGGCCAUGGCAGCGGGUCCUGGCUCUGUGGUUACGAGGGGAAACAAACACUUUAAAUAAAUACCAACCUCCUGGUU